Symbiodinium natans is the source of this 975-nucleotide messenger RNA. Lineage: Eukaryota; Dinophyceae; Suessiales; Symbiodiniaceae. The record is from the annotation of a GenBank genome assembly.
AUGUGCCAGUCACCUCAAAAGCGCAUGUAUUCAUGCUGUCUUUCCGCUUCGGUGUAUGACAAGAAGUUCAAGUUUAUGAAGCAAAGUCAGAAGUCAAUCAAGGUCAUGGAGAACUUCUUUUGCAUCUACUUCAGUGUCGAGUGGCUGAUUCGACUGCUUGCUUUCAAGUACAAGCGCAACUGCUUGCGAGACUCCUGGUUCGUUCUGGAUACGAUCCUGGUGCUGUUCAUGGUCACUGAGACUUGGGUCAUCACCCUUGUCGUUCUCCUGCUCGGCGGAGAUGCCUCGAGCAUCAGCAAUGUGGCCGUCAUCCGCAUCGCGCGAGUUUCUCGAAUCACCCGCAUGGCGCGCAUGGGGCGUCUGCUGAAGCUGAUGCCAGAGCUGUUGAUCCUGCUGAAGGGCAUCAGCGCGGCCGCUCGGCCAGUGGCCUUCACUUUGAUGCUGCUCUGCUGUGUGACCUACCUCUUCGGGAUCACCUUCAGGCAGAUCACGGAUGGCACGGCGGUUGGGUCGCAGUUCUUCCCAUCAGUCGUUGCUUCCAUGCACACGCUUUUACUCUACGGCACGCUGCUGGAUAACAUCAGUGAGGUGGUUCGUGAGUUGGAGGCAGAGAACGUCGCCCUGGUCGUAGUGUUCUACUUCUUUGUGCUGCUCGCUUCGCUGACCAUCACGAAUCUGCUGAUUGGCGUUCUCUGCGAGGUGGUGACGGCGGUGGCCGCCACCGAGAAGGAGCAGCUGACGGUCCAAUUUAUGAAGACGCAGCUCACCUCCAUCCUGGCAUCGAUCGGAGUCGAUCCGUCUGCGGAGGCGCCGGUAAUUUCCAAGGAGCACCUCACGAGGAUGCUGGACAAGCCAGAAGUUUGCCGGACCUUGACGGAGGUUGGUGUGGACGUUCUGGUUCUUGUCGACAACAUCGAGUUCAUCUUUGCACCGGAUCCGAUGGAUGAGGCAUUGGCCGAUGAUUGGAUCUAUUAG